Pseudogymnoascus destructans is the source of this 2535-nucleotide messenger RNA. RefSeq names its product ERAD-associated protein (gene HRD3). The transcript is spliced from 4 exons. Gene Ontology annotation, molecular function: protein binding. Gene Ontology annotation, cellular component: endoplasmic reticulum membrane. Lineage: Eukaryota; Fungi; Ascomycota; Leotiomycetes; Thelebolales; Thelebolaceae. Bases 1 to 2535 code for a protein of 844 amino acids. The record is from RefSeq and is a predicted model, not a curated record. Gene Ontology annotation, biological process: ERAD pathway.
AUGAAGGGAUACUGCCAACGGCGUAUGCCGUUCAUCAUAUUACUUUUACAGGUAAUAUAUGUUACAGCUCAUACUCAACCGACAAACGUCCAUGCCGAAGCCAACGACCUGAGUUCGAACAGCGAUUCGGCCCCAACUGGUCUUUCAGCCCCCCAAAACGAACACGGCGAGCAUGGCACGGAGUACUAUCAAGGUCUCGUCGGAGAAGCAUUGUCCUUCUUGGAGCCAUUAGAGACAGGGAACAGCCGAUAUUCUUCUCUCAAGACAUCCCGAUUUCCUACUACCGCUCUUUACUACCUUGGCGAAUUAAUAUCACAACUAUAUGUCGGCGCGCCUCCAACCGACCAGGGGACAUCCGAUCAAGGGGCUAACGGGAAGGAUGGCGGGCAGACCCUGACUGGUCCCCUGUCAGAUGGCGUGGCUUUACUCAGAGAGUCCGCGAAGUACAACAAUUCUGAUGCCAUAUAUCUUCUGGCGCAGAUGAGCUUCUACGGCAAUUUCUCUUAUCCGAAGAACCUCACAGAGUCAUUGCAGAGGUAUUCGCAGCUUGCGACUCUCUCCGGCAAUAGCUCGGCCCAACAUAUGAUUGGGUUUAUGUACGCAACAGGUGUUGGUGGAGUUGUACGACGGGAUCCAGCCAAAGCCUUACUACAUCAUACAUUUGCGGCUCAGGCUGGCCAUAGCAAAUCGGAAAUGACGGUUGCAUUUCGCUAUCAAAAUGGAAUCGGAACCUCGCGUAAUUGUGAUGAAGCAGUUACUUAUUAUAAGAAAGUGGCUGACAAGGCAAUCGCAUGGUAUCGAUCCGAUGAACCAGGGGGGAAGGCCUGGGUACCAGACUCCUACAGCCUAGCAGAUUAUGAUGGAGGAGUCUAUGGCGAAGGUGCGAGCGCGUCCAGUGCAGGCAUGAACUCGCAGCGCGGGGAAGGAGGCCUGGAUGCCCAUGCAGCGUUAGACGAUGUUCUCGAGUAUCUCGAUUUGAUGUCUGGAAAGGGCGACUUCAAGGCUACAUUCAGUUUGGGUCGCAUACACUAUAAUGGUCAGAAGGGCCUCAAUCGCGACAUGAAGGCGGCACGAAAAUAUUUCCAGGCUGUCGUCGGACAAUAUUGGAAACGAGACGGGACUAAAGUGGAAACUACGGAUAAGCCCGAUAUCGAGAAGUUUGCAUGCAACGCCGCUGGCUAUCUCGGCCGGAUGUAUAUGAGGGGAGAGGGCGUCGAUAUAAACUAUGAUAAGGCACUACACUGGUUCCGGCGAGGAAUCACUGGAGGGGACGCAGGGUCAGCAAACGGUCUAGGCUUGAUGUAUCUUCAUGGCUUGAAGGUUUCCAAGGAUGCACCCAAGGCCGCGGAUUUAUUCAGAGCGGCUGCUGAGCAGGAUUACGCCCCAGCUCAAGUUAACCUUGGCAAGUUGCACUUGGACCAGGGACGGACUGAGGACGUUCAAAUUGCCAGAAGCUACUUUGAACUAGCGGCGAGAUAUGGUAAUAUUGAAGCUUACUACUACCUCGCUGAAAUUGCGAACUUUGGCAUAGGCCGGGAUCGUUCUUGCGGCCUCGCGGCUGCUUACUACAAGACCGUUUGUGAAAAGGCGGAGCCGCUACUCUCUUCAUUUGCCGAAGCAAACGAAGCUUACGCAAAUGGCGACCCAGAAUUGGCUCUUCUUGACUAUAUGAUGACGGCAGAACAAGGGUAUGAGAGAGGCCAGGCGAAUGUGGCAUAUCUCCUCGACCAGGAAAAUUCCAUUCUGAAACUGUCAACCCUCUCCCCAAUUUCCAAGCCGAGAUCAACACUGCUUGAAAACCCAGGCCUGGCUUUGGUCUACUGGACCCGGUCUGCAAAGCAAAAUAACAUUGACUCCAUGGUCAAGAUGGGCGACUAUUACCUUAAUGGCAUUGGCUCCGAGCCUGACGUGGAGAAAGCCGCUGCAUGUUACACUGCGGCUUCCGAAUUUCAUCAAAGUGCUCAGGCUCUCUACAAUCUGGGCUGGAUGCACGAAAAUGGCAUCGGGUUAAUACAGGACUUUCAUCUCGCAAAACGAUUCUACGACGAAGCACUGGAAACAAACGAUGAAGCAUACUUCCCAGUUACGCUCAGCUUAUUGAAGCUUCGCUUGAGAAGCGCAUGGAAUACUUUGACUCACGGAAGGGUCAACUCGAUCCGAUAUGAACCUGCGCCCUCGAAACAGUGGUCCCUUUCCGAAUGGAUUAACAAUUUCAUGGAAGAUGACCGCCUCCAAUACAUGGAUUAUGAAGAAGACGAUCUGCUUCAUCGCAAUGAUCCAACACAUGGAGCUGAUGAUGGGAUGUAUGAUGAUGUCAUUGACGAUGGUAUAGUCGAGAGUUUCAUUAUAAUCGCGUUGGCAGGUGCUCUUGUCUGGCUUAUAUACUAUCGGCAACAGCGACAGCUGGCUCAUAGGCAGAAUGGUCAAGGGAAUCAACCUGUUGGCGGACAACAAGCACAACCAGAUGGGGGCGUGUUCCCUAGAAACGGCGAUCCUGCAUUUGCACAGUGGGCCGCAGGAGGAGUAGGCCACUAA